CGUGAGAGUGAGCACGCGUCACCCGUUGCGGAUUGUUGACAAACUUGUGAACUUGUGCGGAUAUUUACAGUGGCAGUGACAUAAGUGUGUGUGUGUACCAACAAGCCGAUGGUCCUUUUGAAUAGUAACAUGAAAAUUAACGGUUGCUGACUAAAAUGACUAUAGACAGAGCAGGCAGACCGCCGGCCCCAAGGCGGUCCACUUACAGAAGCUACGACGAGCUGGGCGUGACAGAAAGAGACAGAGGAAGACCGCUCAGAUGCCGCCACGGUGGCGUUGAGGACCUAUCAGAACUAGACCACAGACCGUACAGAAGCUACGAGAACCCUGACCUAGACGACAUAACGGUUAUCAGCUCGGAAGAGAUUGCCAGACCAAAAAGAAUGACGAUGGAGGGUCUAGCCAACGGAUUUAGAAGAACCUUUUCCGUGCGCAAUCGUAAGGAGCCAGAGAAUAUCCAGAUGGAGUCCUUGAAUCCUGGGGAGACGUUUGCAACGGUUCGCACUGCGCCGUUCCGCCGUAGAUCGCUUUCGAGAGACCGAGGAUCUUCGUUGUUGGGUCGCAGCUCAUCGGAGGGAGAUGUGAGGAUGGCUCUGCCUCGACCACCGACGAAUCCCACUCCACGGUUCAGCCGCUGUCUUCGCGCGUUGGGAGGUAGCUGGAAAAAUCUUCUAUUAUUGGGCGGCAUGUCACGCGGCGGCGCGGCCGGCAAGACGACGGCGAAGCGCGUGCCGCCGCCCGCGGUGCCCGGCGACGCGUUCGCCUCGCAACACCGCCACUCCGGCUCCAGCUUCGGCAGCCAGGGGUACGCCAGCUGCGAGGAGCAGCAGUACCCGCAGCCGCCGGACACGCCCUCGCAUACUAGAGAUGACCACUCCGAUUACGGCAGCACCGUCUCGGGCGUGUCUGGUGCAAGCGGCAGCAUGGGCAAGAGUCCAGCUGGUGGGGGCACCUUCACCUUCCCCCCGCCGUCGCAGCCGCUCACACACAAGGCGGCGGUGUACUACCACCACCAGCUAGCGCUCAGCGAUGACCAGGGGAUUGAUAUGACACAGAGCCCCGGGCGCGACAGUCCCGGUUCAUCCUCCGGAUCAGCCGGCUCCGGGUCGAGGCACUCGUCAGCGUCGUUGGACAGCGGGCGGGCGUCGGGCCGCCUGCCGCACCACCACCACGCCGCCUGCCACUGCGGGGACACGGUGGAUCGGGUGCGAGCUAUGAUAGCUCAGGGGCUGCCGGACCCAGAAAUCAUCCACGCGUGGUUAGCCGAUCUUCAAAUGGAGGAGUACGCCAGGCUCUUCAUUGAGGCGGGCUACGAUCUGCCGACUGUCACCAGGAUGACACCUGAAGAUCUCACAGCGGUCGGCAUCAAGAAACCCAACCAUCGGAAGCGGUUAAAGGCUGAACUGGCUAACCUGAACGUGCCGGAUAAUCUGCCGGAUUAUAUACCGGGUUCCAUGGAGGAGUGGCUGCGCCUGCUGCGGCUGGAGGAGUACGGGCCGGCGCUGGUCGCUCAGGGCUACAGAACCGUGCAUGACGUCACACAGUUGGCUUGGGAGGACCUAGAGGACAUGGGUAUUGUACGUCUUGGCCACCAGAAAAAGAUACUCCUAGCUAUCAAAAGAGUCAAGGACAUUAGAGCUGGCAAGCGAAGUAUCAGCAGCCAAGGAUCGCUUGACUUCACAAGGUUACAGCCCGGACAGAUGGAUAUAUAUCCGAGGGAAUGCCAGCAGUGGGAGAGAAACGCGAGGAGUUACCAUAAACUCCCCGAUCUAAAGUUCGAUGCCAUACCGGCGCCACUCUGUGGCACAGAUUUGGUCCCUAUUCAGAUACGCCACCCACGAGGUAAAUCCCUCGAGAGUCUAGAAGAUCCGUCAGAGAGAUCGUCGCACACGACAUUCUCGCCCGAGGCCGGGUUCUACUACGGCGGGCAGUGGAGGCGCUCGUACGACGAUGGGGACAUCACUCCGACGAACGAUAGCUCGUACGAGGGUGGCGGCACCCUGCCUCGCCCCAGGGGCCUGGUGCGGCCGCGACCAGUCGCGAAAAUCCAGGCGACGCCCGCGUACAGGGACAAGUCGCCCGACUACACGUACGAUGAAAUCGCGUACUCCGCCCGACUGCAGCGCGUCGCGUACGGGGCGAGUCCCCACGUGGCCAGAAAACCACCACCCGAGCCGCCAAAGCGCCAGAGCUCGCAGUACGCGCCGUUCACGAGGUUCGGACAGACCACAGUGGAGAUACAUCCCGAGAAGAGUCUGCCGCUGAGUCUGCCGGCGUACCCCAGCUCGGACUCGCUGAGCGUGUCGCUGGACAGCACGGGGCUGCUGCCGCCGCCGCCCGCGCCGCCCUCCCCGCCACGAAGAUACGACGACGACAAGCUAAGAACGGGUUCCGAUUCUAGUUUUAAGUCAAGUUCGAGUACAGAAUCAGACAGCAUUCCGUUCGCAAACGAGAACGCCGGCACCAUCAAACAGAACCGAGGGCAGAUCGCCGGCCGACCCCACACGGUCGACUAUGGCCGCUCCGGCAUAAACUUGUCCAGUCUGCCUCCUCGAGGCGAUUUGAAGCAGCAGCACUCGCUUCCAGAACACAAAGACGAGACGAAAAGUUCUGAGCCCGUCGAUGUCCUGAACGACAUAGGGAAUAUGCUCGCGAAUCUGACAGAUGAAUUAGACGCCAUGCUAGAAGAAGAGAAACGCCAGGGUCUAAGCACUUCCUAAAAUGACGCUAAAGUCGAAUGGGUAGUCGACAAUUUUCAUCAUAGACGUUGCGUCUUUUGGUGCGUAAGUGUGAAAUGGUAGCUAGCACCAACCAUCUGGUACUAGUUGGUUAUUUGUAAAUGUUCAACUUCUCGAAUAAAUUCGACACUGUUUAGAACGAUAUUUCAAAUUCCAAAGAUACUUAAUAACAUUUUAUUAGUUUCGUUUCCGAUAUUAUAUAAAUGAAUCCACGUCCAAUAGCCUAUUGAAAAUAUAGCUAUCCCGUUACUCAAGCCUCAAGAGCAAUUAUUUUUGCUAGGUAUACCACAAAUAAGUCUUAAUAUGUCGCCUGAAAUAAGCAAUAGGUAUGAAAGUCGAGUUGGUGACUAUAAGAAGUAAAAACUCUUUUACAAAAUGACCAUGUAACGUUUCAAUUAUAUAUUUUAGUGUGGGUUGUACUAUUAGGUACAUAAUAUUUUAUUUUGUUGAUCUUAUAUUUAUUAGUUCCUUAUUUAAUUUUAAAUUUACUUUUUGGGUAGUGUAAAAUAAAAUGUAGUCUGAUCCAAAAACAGAAAAAGAAUGGCUAUUUUUGUAAAUAAAGUUUACUUAAAUUAUGUCAUAGAUAAAAUAUAUCCAGUAGCUAGAUUUCCAUGUACAAUAAAAUUGUAGAUCGACUUUAGAUGAGCUAGUUAGAAUUUAUACAGAACUUUAGCUCUAGAUUACAUAAGUUAGAGAUAACAUGUAUGAUAGCCCUCACAUAAAGUAGUUAUAGAACUUAUAGACUUUGUAUGUUAAACCUAUAACAUUACGUUAUUAAUAUUAUAUUAUGCGCAUUAUCCAUUAUUCUGUGUUUUCACAGAACGUACAAAGGGUUUCUUAUUAGCUUUUCGCGUUGCGCAAUACACAUAGUCAAUAACAAUUAUUGUAAUAACACAGACUCCUCUUCAGUAAACGUGCUUUGUAACAUUUAAAUAUUACAAACUGUUAGAUAAUUAAUUUAAAAAUAGUCCACAAAAUGUGAUAUACAGUGGCCAUUUAAUAUAACUUUUAAUACAUUUUGUAUGCUCGAGACAUCCGUAUAAUUAUUAUUUAAUUUUGAAUGACGAAUCCAGGUUUUACGUGUCCAUGAUAUACACGAGUUUAACAAAUAAACUGCCUCUUGAUAGACCUCAGUGGCAAAAGUUAAUGGACAUACAUUUUUAAUUUUAUUGAUGAUAUCGAGGAUAUAUUAUUAUUUAUUAGAUGUCAAAGACUAAUUUGAUACCUACAAUUACUAUAGUGAUUAAUGUAGCGCACUAUUAAAUAUUUUUAGCUUUGUACUGUACAUAGAGAUCAGUGUUUCUAUACAACUUCCUUUGAUACCUAACAAUUUGUAUUUAGAACUUUUCUAAUUAUUAUGUUAUUUGUUAUCAAAUAAUUUAUAUUUCAUUGAAAGGUUUCAUAACAUUAUGGGAUAUACGCCACACGGUACCAAGUUUUACCUUACGACAAACUGAUUACAUUGCUUGGCGUGAUUUGUGUCUGUUGGCUCCUUAGUGAAGUGUGAGAAGGCAACUACAACAAAUUGUCAUUUGACUUGUUUUUUUUUUUUUGUAUGGAGUCGUCGUUAGCGCCAUUUUAGGCCAUGUUCAUGAAGAGCCUUGAAUUUACCGCCCUAUAUCCAUGUCAUCUUACACACUCGAAACAAUGAUGGCAGUGUGAUGAUAUCACAAUAAAAAUAUAUUAACAAACAAUCAUAAACAUAAAUGAGUAACAUAAUGUUUGUGUUUGAGAACAUAAUAUUAUUAUGAUAUUAGUUAUUUAUUAUUAACUACUUAUUUUGAGGUUUUAAUGUAAUUUUAUGAAAUAAUUAUGUCGUCACUGAAAUAUGCUAAAGCAAAGAUAAGUAAAUAGA
Aricia agestis (brown argus) is the source of this 4593-nucleotide messenger RNA. It is a transcript of the gene ckn, whose product is annotated as caskin-2. The transcript has 11 exons. Gene Ontology annotation, biological process: cell surface receptor protein tyrosine phosphatase signaling pathway; axonogenesis. Gene Ontology annotation, cellular component: focal adhesion; axon. The coding region runs from base 156 to 2720 and encodes 854 amino acids. Lineage: Eukaryota; Metazoa; Arthropoda; Insecta; Lepidoptera; Lycaenidae. Gene Ontology annotation, molecular function: protein phosphatase binding; signaling adaptor activity. The record is from RefSeq and is a predicted model, not a curated record.